Molecule: messenger RNA, 1092 nt
Organism: Phragmites australis (common reed)
Lineage: Eukaryota; Viridiplantae; Streptophyta; Magnoliopsida; Poales; Poaceae
Exons: 2
Coding region: 473-817 (114 amino acids)
Source: RefSeq, a predicted model, not a curated record
UUUCUUUCUCUACUCAUCCCUUCCAUGCACGCAACCUCCUCCGAUCCUAGAUCCAUCCUUGCUCGGCCAUUUUCUUACUUCGGAUAAGGCGACACACGCACGGCCUGUAGACACGCCAUGGCGCUCGCCCGCCCUGCCGUUGCCCUCGUCUGCCACAUGCACGACGCCGCGCGCGGCCAGCACGCCGGCCCGCGCGGCGUCCCUGCUGCUGCGCGUGAACUCUGGAUCACGGUGACCCGGUGACUCGCCCGCCCCGCGCCUCCUCACGCGCCGGCUCCACCCCUCAUCGCUCUCCUCCAGCGUCUGCCUCCCACUUCCGAGUCCCGAGCUCGCAAUCGGCCCGCUGUCCACUGGAGUCCUCGCCGCUGUCCAUGGGAACCCCUGCCGCCAUCCUCGGGAGCGUAAUCCCUCCCGCGUUGGGCGGUGCGGUGUUUUGGUGGUUCUGCCUGCCCGCCCGCCCAUAGCAUGCGGCAUGGCAGCGGCCUUGGCUGCCUCGUUCGUCGGCGGCAUGGCGCGCCAUCAUCGGCCUUCCGACCUCCUUCAUUUGCAUGAUGCGGUAGUCGUCCGUGAGGAACGGAGCGCCGUGCCGGGAGGCGCCACCGCGCAGAAGUGCACCCGCGAGAUGCUCAACGUGGCAUUCCACGAACUGCAGGCGGAGGCCAGGGACGCUAAGAAGCCCUCCGCGGCCCAGCUGCACGAGGCGACCCUCAAUAUCUUGCGAACAGGGGCAUGCUGCUCAAGCUCAAUGCCAAGGAGCAGCAAGCACUGUUUGGGAUCUUGUAGUCAUCAGAUCGGGCUACAGCGAUGGAGCUCGUGAGGACCAGUAGCGGAGGACCACCCCACCUCCCGCAUCCAUCUCCCUGCCACCCGGGCCCGCGUGUCAGCCCUUCCUUCUUCCUCUCGCCCGCGUAGUCGGCGCCCGAGUUUGGAAGGGAAUAGCCGCGAGAGAACACAUAUGGAAGCCGAAGCAAAGAAAGAGGAAAGGAGAUCGCGCAAUGGAUGGAAUUGAAGCUCGGUAUAUGGAAAUACCUCGCGAAAUUGCCGGCGACCCCGAACCCGAGUCCGAUUCGAUUCCGCGCCCACGGACUAACC